CUCAGCCUUAUGCCUUCCAUACAAGAGCACUAAAAUCCACGAAGAAUUGAAACGCCCCUAACACACCGCUUCCUUCCUCUAAUCGAACAGUUCGCAGCUUUAAGCGACUCAUUUGUUGUGUUCAAAUUUCAUUUGUCGACGGUGGCGAUCACCUCGGCUGCCAUUGGCCUCACGGUGAGGACCGGUGAAGGACCAGAAGCCAGUCUGACGGCCUGCACACGCAGCCAUGCGUAUCUUGCAGCCACCAGCCGAGCAAUAAAACUUAAAGACAGCCAAAACCAUGUCUGGAACGAUCCAUACCUUCCCUCCCACUGAUACCCACCAAAAUGCCACACUGCGCAACCUGCAGCGCCCACUUCCACGGCCCCGGCCACCACUGCGCCCUCCACGAAUCAGCCUUUCGCCGCUCACACAUCAAACAAUACCACAACUACAGCAGCGACUCUACGUAUCCUGGCGACACGCACUUCCGUACCAGCGCCGGCACAGUAGGGACUGUAGCCAGGCGGCGUCGACACCACCAUGACGGCUACAACGAUGCGUACGCCCUAGCGCUCUACAACACCAACAACAUCGAUGUACCGGCGAUGAACACCCCACUGGCACACACGCUCGCGCAAUCCUUCGCAACCCUGCAAGAUUCUCACGUGAUUGCGACUCUGACAUACUCCGUCACGCCCACCGGCACGCAAACACUCACCGCCGAAGCGAAUCUCGAGCGCGAACAAUGCCCAGUAUGCUAUACCUGGUUUCCCAACCACGAGAAACUAGAGUUUCACCAGUGGAAAAACCCUGUGGGUUGCGAGGCCCAUGGAAUCUGUAUGCGCAUGGAGGAUGCUUUGUGGCAUGGGACGAAGGAGCGGCAUGAGCGCUGCUUUGUACAAGGGUGUGGGAGUGUGUAUCGGCGGGAAGGGGGAUGGAGGGCGAGGGUCGUGGAGCGGCACGUCAGUAGGUCGCAUUACUAACAAUAGUGGUGAGCGAUGGGUGUGGGAUGGUUGGGAUGUUUAGCAGAUUGA
Messenger RNA from Macroventuria anomochaeta, 1016 nucleotides. RefSeq lists its product as uncharacterized. Bases 327 to 965 code for a protein of 212 amino acids. The transcript has a single exon. NCBI's taxonomy places the organism in Eukaryota, Fungi, Ascomycota, Dothideomycetes, Pleosporales, Didymellaceae. The record is from RefSeq and is a predicted model, not a curated record.